This is a messenger RNA of Piliocolobus tephrosceles (Ugandan red Colobus), 5319 nucleotides long. RefSeq names its product glucosaminyl (N-acetyl) transferase 2 (I blood group) (gene GCNT2). The record is from RefSeq and is a predicted model, not a curated record. Gene Ontology annotation, cellular component: membrane. Gene Ontology annotation, molecular function: acetylglucosaminyltransferase activity. Lineage: Eukaryota; Metazoa; Chordata; Mammalia; Primates; Cercopithecidae. The transcript has 3 exons. Gene Ontology annotation, biological process: transforming growth factor beta receptor signaling pathway. The coding region runs from base 1395 to 2597 and encodes 400 amino acids.
GGAGAUGGCGCCACUGCACUCCAGCCUGGGCGUCAGAGCGAGACUCCGUCUCAAAAAAAAUAAAAAAAUAAAAAAUAAAUAAGAGUUAGUUGGUGGGAAAGUGGAAAGAUGAAGACAAGAACCUUCCAAGUAAAACAGCCUGAUACUCCUUGGCCAGAAGACCACUAUAUUUACAAAGAGGGGAUAACAACAUUCGCUUCCUAGGUGGUCCAUAAGCUUAACUGGGCAGGCAUAUGACACUUCUGAGCAUUCAGUGUCAUGAUGGAUUUUCAGGUCAAGUAGAAAACAAGAAAAUGAGAAAGCAGAUCAAUCUAAUUCUUUGCAUCUUCUAUGGAGUAGAGCAAAGAGAAUGAUCUAAAAUUUAUGAUAAAGAAAAAUCCAAUCCCAAGCUGUUCUUCCGAAUAAUGCUUUUAAAUAUUAGGUGAUUGCAUAUUCUACUCCUAAAGAAAAAUGAUGCUCCCCUGUCUGAGCAUCAUUUGUGACCAAGAUUCAAAUGAUUUCCCAUGAAGUUCUAAGGUCUCAUCUGACUCAGUGGAUGUAGCUCACGACUUGUUCGUUUGACCCCAGUAUUCUAAUACAAACACCACAGCCGAUGCUGGAAGUGAGAGGAGAGGGGUUCGUUUCGGUCAGGAGCCCAAGGUGCCCCAGCAAUUUCAGACCCCCAGGGACAGGAACUCCUCCUGCAGUAAGCUCUUGUUUUGAAAAACAGUGGGGUGGGGCCAAAAAAGCAUUACAAUGGAGCUGGGGUGGAUGAGGCUUUCUUUUAUUUGAGAUGUCACUUGUGUCAGGUUUCAUGAAACAGCGCAUUGGAAAACAGAAGCUAUUUUCUAUCCCGUGGGUUGCGCUGGGAGAGCCGAGAGGCCAGGCUGUGGAUCCUUGCCACGAACAACAAGAGAGGGCAAGUCCAGCCGCCUGCUAGGGGACUAGCAGGAAGCAGCACGCCUGCCAGAGCUCAUCACUUCAACUCUGGCUUUCACUGCGCUCAUUCCCUGAAUGGCAAUAACCAGGGGGCGGGGGUGGCAUGGGAAAUGAAAGACAGGAGAUCUGGGAAACGAAAUCUGCCGGGGGAAAGAGAGUUACCGGAGUUUUAGCCAAACAGCUAGCAGAUGCAAACGGGGAGGCAGAGGGAGGAGGGAAGGCUGGGCUUCAGCAACCUGCCACGGGGAUUUAAACAAAGGAGGUUUGAGAGAGAGGCGGGAUCUGGCUGUAAUAUCGGCACGGGGACAGAGACAGCAGCUGGACUCUCGGGAUGAAACGGAAUCAAUUCCCAGCGUCUGCAACAGGGCAGGAGUGACUGGAAUAUGUCCCAAAAUAAGAACUCAGGGAAACAAGUGAGUUUGGAACAAAGACUUACAGAUUUUGACGGUCUCUGACAUUUCACCCUUCUUGGAGGCAUGCCUUUAUCAAUGCGUUACCUCUUUGUAAUUUCUGUCUCUAGUGUAAUUAUUUUUAUCGUCUUCUCUGUGUUCAAUUUUGGGGGAGAUCAAAGCUUCCAGAGGCUAAAUAUCUCAGACCCUUUGAUGCUGACUCAAGUUUGCACAUCUUUUAUCAAUGGAAAAACACGUUUCCUGUGGAAAAACAAACUAAUGAUCCAUGAAAAGUCUUCUUGCAAGGAAUACUUGACCCAGAGCCACUACAUCACAGCCCCUUUAUCUAAGGAAGAAGAUGACUUUCCCUUGGCGUAUAUAAUGGUCAUCCAUCAUCAUUUUGACACCUUUGCAAGGCUCUUCAGGGCUAUUUACAUGCCCCAAAAUAUCUACUGUAUUCAUGUGGAUGAAAAAGCAACAACCGAAUUUAAAGAUGCGGUAGAGCAACUAUUGAGCUGCUUCCCAAACGCUUUUCUGGCUUCCAAGAUGGAACCAGUUGUCUACGGUGGGAUCUCCAGGCUCCAGGCUGACCUGAACUGCGUCAAAGAUCUUUCUGCCUUGGAGGUCUCAUGGAAGUACGUUAUCAACACCUGUGGGCAAGACUUCCCCCUGAAAACCAACAAGGAAAUAGUUCAGUAUCUGAAAGGAUUUAAAGGUAAAAAUAUCACCCCAGGGGUGCUGCCCCCAGCUCAUGCAAUUGGACGGACUAAAUAUGUCCACCAAGAGCACCUGGGCAAAGAGCUUUCAUAUGUGAUAAGAACAACAGCAUUGAAACCACCUCCCCCCCAUAAUCUCACGAUUUACUUUGGCUCUGCCUAUGUGGCUCUAUCAAGAGAGUUUGCCAACUUUGUUCUGCAUGACCCACGGGCUGUUGAUUUGCUCCAGUGGUCCAAGGACACUUUCAGUCCUGAUGAGCAUUUCUGGGUGACACUCAAUAGGAUUCCAGGUGUUCCUGGCUCUAUGCCAAAUGCAUCCUGGACUGGAAACCUCAGAGCUAUAAAGUGGAGUGACAUGGAAGACAGUCACGGAGGCUGUCAUGGCCACUAUGUACACGGUAUUUGUAUCUAUGGAAACGGAGACUUAAAGUGGCUGGUUAAUUCACCAAGCCUGUUUGCUAACAAGUUUGAGCUUAAUACCUACCCCCUUACCGUGGAAUGCCUAGAACUGCGGCAUCGCGAAAGAACCCUCAAUCAGAGUGAAACUGCGAUACAACCCAGCUGGUAUUUUUGAGCUAUUCAUGAGCUACUCAUGACUGAAGGGAAAUGGCAGUUGGGAAGAGGAGCCUGUUUUUGUGAGAGACUUUUGCCUUCGUAAUGUUAAUGGUUUCAGGACGUUUAUAGCUUCAGGACUUGGCUACAUAAUUAUACUUAAAAUGUCCACUGGACACUGUGAAAUACACUAACAGGAUGGCUGGGUAGAGCAAUCUGGGCACUUUGGCCAGUUUUAGUCUUGCUGUUUCUUGAUGCUCACCUCCAUAUUAGCUUAUUGUUAGGAUCAACAAUAAUUUUAAAUGACCUCAGACCUUUGAACCAGAUACUCAUCAUAUUCAAAUGUUCUAAUAAAAAAGAGAAUUGUAGAUAAUACUGUCUAGGAAACUAAUAAUUAGGUUUCUUUGAAGAAGGAAUCUUUUAUAACACAUUAACUGUCACCACUGUGCUCAACCAGACAGAUACUGAAACAGCUUUCUGGGUAAUUCACCAAUUUCCUUUAAAACAUAAGCUACCUGAAUGGAGAAUAGAUCUUGUUUCUGAGUUUCAACACUAGCAUUUUUGGUUUACUCAUGGCCAAAGCUCUGUAUAUAGUAUAAAGUCAUUAACAAGAAACAGGAUAUGCUUUAAGACAGAAUUCACUGUCUGUUGCUUCAGUAAAAGGACCUCGGGGAAAUAGAACAUUUUCUAUUAUAUGCCAGAAUGUAAGCUGGUCCCUAUGUCAUGUCUUCCAUUGAGAACACUAAAAAGUCCUUGCAAGAAUGGAGAUAUGCAUUCAAGAGAGGUACUAUCACAUAGAUCUAGUCUGAAGUCUGGAACACUUUCCUCUUCUGUGACCCCCCUCUCCCUGAUAUUAUCUUACUUGCAAAAUAGAGACCAAAUUCUAUCCGGUGAGGCUUUUAAUUGAACCAUAAUAGGCUCUGAGUAGCUUUACAAUGCCUGGUACUGAUACUAGUGGCUCGAUUUUUAAGAGCCUUCAAUUGUAGAGGAGCAUCUCUGUUAUUUAUCCCUCAUUCAUCCAUCCAUUCAUUCAUUCAGCCUACAUUCAGUAAACAUUUCUUGAGUGUCUCUUAUGCACAGGACAUGUACUGAAACAAAAAGGAAACACAAGAGCUUUUUCACUCUAAAAAUCUUGGCAAUAAUGUCAACACCAGAAAGCCUCCUCUGGAGAAUCUUGCAGAGUGAUUGUAGUUUAAUACAGGAACGCACAGGGCUGUGUAGCAUGAUACCAGACCCAGGAGAUCAGUAAUUACAAAUUAAGGGUUAAAUCAGAGAUUAUUCAACAGAGAGGGAGAAAGGAGAGGGAGAGAGGGCCUGUUGUGUUCCAGGCAUUCUGGUAUUCCUUUAUGUAUCUAAUUUCAUUCAAACCUCACAACAGUCUUCUGAGGACCUUAUAUAAUUACUCCCAUUUUGCAGAUGAAGUAACUGAGGCUUAGAAAGGUAAUAGCACCAGGGAACAAUUUCUCUGUAUGAGAAUUAGGACUCUGUUACUGGUCUUCUCGGUUCAUUUCCUGAGGUGGAUUUACUGAGAGAAGGUGAAAUAAAGCCAUAUUUAGUAUACCAGAGAGGGUAGAUUUUAAGAACAGUCUCAGUGUUGAUAUUGAGAAGAACUCCUGUCAGCUCAGAAAAAAUGUGAAGUCUACUUUACUACUCCUGUAAUACUAAACCGUUGAGUUUCUAUUUAUUUAUUCUAACAAAAAGCAGUUACUACAAUGGAUGACACAUUUAAUGAACAAUUUUAUUUUUUUUCUAUAACUGUGCCUGUUGAAUGUCAAUCAUAUUUAAAGGGAAUGACUUUGAAGUAAAACCUUUUUUCUUGCUACUGAAAAAAAUGGAAUUGUUUUGGGUGGUAAAGAGUUAAGGAAAAGGGAAGGCUGGUCACACAAGCAACCCUCGAAGGCCACAUGUAGAGAGGCCAGCCCCGCUAAGGUGACCAGAGUGGGCUCCAAGCACAAAUUACCAUUGCUAUAGAUGGGACUCUGUCCCCCCAAAAUUCAUGUGUUGGAGCCCUAACCCUCAAUGUGAUGGUAUUUGAGAUGGGGCCUUUGGUAAGGGAAGUUUAGAUGAGGUCACGAGUGUGGGAUCCUCUUGAUGGGAUGAGUCUCCUUAUAAGAGCUCUGGCUUGGGCCAGGCGCGGUGGCUCACACCUGUAAUCCCAACAGUUUGGGAGGCCGAGACAGGUGGAUCACUUGAUGCCAGGAGUUCCAGACCAGCCUGGCCAAUAUGGUGAAACCCCAUCUCUACUAAAAAAUAUAAAAACUAGCUGGGCUUAGCGGCAUGUGCCUAUUUGGCAGGCUGAGGCAUGAGAAUCGCUUGAACCCAGGAGGUGGAGGUUGCAGUGAACUGAGAGUGCCCCACUGCACUCCAGCCUGAGUGACAGAGCGAGACUUUGUCUCAAAACAAAAUAGGUGGGGGGAUAGGGAGUGCACUCAGGGUCAGCAGUGAAGUUUAAAAAUUGUCUCUUUUCAACUUACUUCAAUGACAGCACCUGAGAAGAAGAAACGUUUUUUACACUGGAUGUUUCUCAUGUAGAACGAGAAAUCUUUCUGGAAUUGAUGUUUACAUGCAUGUUGUUGGUCAUCUCUCUUAUGUCUUAAAUACUUUAAUGUUGGAAGAGCAUGGUGUUUGGGCUAGUGGAUUUCUGACAGCCAUGGGAAUGCCCUGAAACUACUGUAUCUGAUGUUUGUUUUCAAUGAGGUUCCAUGUUUUGUUUUCUUGGGAAUAAAUUAAUAUAUUGUUUUCCA